Molecule: messenger RNA, 1092 nt
Organism: Echinococcus granulosus
Lineage: Eukaryota; Metazoa; Platyhelminthes; Cestoda; Cyclophyllidea; Taeniidae
Product: Fructose-bisphosphate aldolase
Exons: 3
Coding region: 1-1092 (363 amino acids)
Biological process (GO): fructose 1,6-bisphosphate metabolic process; glycolytic process
Cellular component (GO): cytosol
Molecular function (GO): fructose-bisphosphate aldolase activity
Source: RefSeq, a predicted model, not a curated record
AUGGCUCGUUUUGUUCCCUACUUGUGCGCGGAGAAGAUGAAGGAGUUGAGAGAAAAUGCCAGUGCAAUUGUUGCUCCUGGUAAAGGCCUCCUCGCCGCCGAUGAGAGCACGAGUACAAUUGGCAAGCGCUUUGCUGCUAUCAACCUGGAGAACACUGAGGAGAACCGUCGGGCUUAUCGCGAGCUCCUCUUCACCACCGAUCCUGAGUUUGCCAAACACAUCUCUGGUGUCAUUCUCUUCCACGAGACUGUCUAUCAGAAGACUAAGGAUGGUAAGCCAUUCGUGGAGCUUCUCCGCGAACGUGGUGUUGUUCCCGGCAUCAAGGUCGAUCUUGGCGUCGUGCCUCUUGGCGGCACCGCCGAUGAGUGCACCACUCAGGGCUUAGACAAUCUGGCUCAACGCUGUGCCCAGUACUACAAGGAUGGCUGUCGCUUUGCUAAGUGGCGCUGUGUCCUCAAGAUCUCCUCACAUAAUCCGUCCUACCUCGCCAUGCUUGAAAAUGCCAACGUUCUUGCUCGCUAUGCUUCCAUUUGUCAACAAAACGGUCUCGUGCCUAUUGUGGAGCCCGAGGUUCUUCCUGAUGGCGACCACGAUCUGGAGACUGCCCAGCGUGUGACUGAGCAGGUGCUUUCUUUCGUCUAUAAGGCUCUUGCUGAUCACCAUGUUUACCUGGAGGGUACUCUUCUGAAGCCUAACAUGGUAACCUGCGGCCAAAGCUGCACAAAGAAAUACUCCGUGGAGGAUAACGCCCGUGCCACCGUUGAGGCUCUUCAACGCACUGUGCCUGUUGCCGUCCCCGGUAUUGUCUUCUUGUCGGGUGGCCAGUCUGAAUUGGACGCUACAAGAAACCUAAACGCUAUCAACAAGUAUCCAGGCAAAAAACCAUGGGCCCUCUCAUUCAGUUUCGGUCGUGCCCUGCAGGCCUCGGCCAUCGCUGCUUGGCAAGGCAAGCCGGAAAACGUAAAAGUUGGUCAGGCAGAGUUCCUGCAAUUGGCCAAAGCCAAUGGCGCUGCCAGCUUGGGCAAGUUCGAGGGUGAACUGAAGACCGCCGCUGGUCAGAAGUCACUGUUUGUGGCCAACCACGCCUACUAG